Messenger RNA from Mycena indigotica, 1011 nucleotides. RefSeq names its product NmrA domain-containing protein. NCBI's taxonomy places the organism in Eukaryota, Fungi, Basidiomycota, Agaricomycetes, Agaricales, Mycenaceae. The transcript is spliced from 6 exons. The coding region runs from base 1 to 1011 and encodes 336 amino acids. The record is from RefSeq and is a predicted model, not a curated record.
AUGAAGAACAUUCUGUUUAUCGGUGGCACAGGGUAUGUCGGCGGCGUGGUUUUGUCUCGCUUUUUGGAGCGGACUGAUCUUGACGCACGGAUUACGGCGCUCGUCCGCUCUCCCGAUAAGGUGCAGAAGUUCCAGACACUGGACUCUCGGAACGUCAAGAACGAAUUCGUGGUCGUCAAAGGGAGCCAUGACGACGCUGCGCUGGUCGAGAAGCUUGUAGCUGAUGCAGAUGAGGUUGUGUCGAUGGCAGACUGUGAUAACCUGUCGGCGAUGGAAUCUAUCCUGCGCGGAAUGAAGGCACGCUUCGAGGAAACUGGAAUCAAGCCAGUCCUUAUUCAUAUGUCAGGCACAGGGUGUCUAGGAGACCAAGCAAAAGGCGCUUUCUCCUCCACCAAAGUAUAUAACGACCUCGACAUCCCUGAUAUCGAAACCCUACCACCAACGCAAAACCACCGUAACGUUGACCUCGCUAUCGUCGCGGCGGAUGCAGACGGAUAUGCACAAACCCACAUCGUGGUCCCUGGUGCUUUCUUUGGCAUUCCGGGUGGCAUUCUUGCGGACCACGGCCUACAGAACACAUCCAACUUUGCCUGGCAGAUACUCUUUCGCGCGUCGUUUGCCCGCAGUGCUGCUGCUAUCGUCGGUGCGGGCGAGAACAUGAUUGCAAUUGUUGAUAUCAAUGAGACUGCCGACCUCAUUGUUCUCCUCUACGAUGCUAUACAAGCAGGGCAGGCAUCGCAUGGCCGCGAGGGCUACUAUUUCGUAACCGGCGACUCAAUCAAAUUCUCUCGCAUCGUAGAGGUUCUCGAGGCGCACACGGGCCCGCGUAAGCCUCUUACGCAAGAAGAACUCGAUACCUACUUGCCCGGUGCUGUCAGCUUGCAAGCAUUCUUUGGAGACAAUGGCAUGGCCAUCUCUGCCCGGGGCAAAGGCAUGGGCUGGAGGCCUGUCCUUGGAGCAGAGGCACUAUUGAAGUAUCUCGCAGAUACGAUUGCGAUGUAUCAUGCCUAG